Messenger RNA from Botrytis byssoidea, 1194 nucleotides. RefSeq lists its product as uncharacterized. The record is from RefSeq and is a predicted model, not a curated record. NCBI's taxonomy places the organism in Eukaryota, Fungi, Ascomycota, Leotiomycetes, Helotiales, Sclerotiniaceae. Bases 64 to 1194 code for a protein of 376 amino acids. The transcript has 4 exons. Gene Ontology annotation, molecular function: O-methyltransferase activity.
GUUUCACAUCGCUCAAUCACGUCGUUACUUCUCGACAGUUGAAUUACAUAUAUCUAUCCUAAAAUGGCAAAUCCAGAAACGCAAGAAAUUUUGAAAAAUCUGAGUAAACUACUGUCAGAUACUUCAUAUGGAAGUUCUCCGAAAAGUCAACAAGAAGCUGUUAGAUUGAGUAAGGCUCUUACAGCAACUAUUGAGGCGCCGGAAAAUGUUGCUAUGGAGCUUGCUUUCUCGACAUUCAUACCCAUGAGCGCCCGAAUCACAGUAGAUCUCAAUCUUUUCGAGCAUAUUGUUAAAUAUGAGCCUGUUAACGUAGCAAAAUUGGCAGAGCUAUCAGGUGCGGAAGAAUUGUUGUUAAUUAUUUAUACACUUCUCUAUUUGCACAUUGAUUAUAGAGAAACCAAGGGAACUAAUAAGAGAGUAGAAAGAAUAUUGAGACCUCUCGCCUCUACAAGUUUCGUCAAGGAAGUGGAUGAGGAAACUUGGGGGGCUACCCCUAUUACAAAAGCUAUGACACAGAAGGGUAUUGCGGCUGACGCCCUUCACGCCCCUCGCUAUUUUCUCGAAACGAGCCACACCUCCCCCACAAAUCCCCACGAUGGCCUCAUGCAAUACGCGCACGGAACUAAGCUCCAAAGUUUCGAUUACUUUGGUACCAUGCCUGGGAACGUGCUUGGUGAUUUUAAUACAUUUAUGGGAAAUACGAUGGGAGCACGAAAAUAUUGGUUGGAUUGGUGGCCGGUAGAGGAGAGGGUUUUUGAGGGGGUGGAAGGGGCGGAUAAUACGUUUUUGGUGGAUGUGGGUGGAGGGAAGGGCCACGAUAUUAUGGCUUUUAAGGAAAAAUUUGGGAGAAGGGAAAAAGGGGUGGGGAGAUUGGUCUUGCAAGACCAACCGCAUGUUUUGGAGGAGAUUGGCGAGGAAUCUACUUCUAUCACCACAUUCUCCACGACUGGUCCGACUACAAAUGUCUCGAAAUCCUCCGUGUUCUUAAAAAACGCAAUGAAACCAAAUUACUCAAAGCUCAUUAUCCAUGAGAUGAUCGUGCCGGAAUCAGGGGCGUCAACAUAUCAUGCGCUUUUGGAUUUGACUAUGAUGGCUUUUAAUGGGGGGAUCGAGAGGACGGGGAAAGAAUGGAGGAAGUUGCCUGUAAAAGCAGGGUUUGAAGUCACGGGUAUUUGGGUUCCGGAGGUGAGUUGA